This is a messenger RNA of Cuscuta campestris, 1983 nucleotides long. Lineage: Eukaryota; Viridiplantae; Streptophyta; Magnoliopsida; Solanales; Convolvulaceae. The record is from the annotation of a GenBank genome assembly.
GGUAUCAGACUUUGAAUGGUUCAGAACUUCCCUAUAUAAUUUACUCCGUAUAUACUAGCCGCACCAUCUUCUUGGUCGCUCCACUGCGCGACAAACCUACCGGAGAAGGAAGCCCAAGCCCGCAAACGACUUCGCCGGAGUAUUCGCCGGAGUUCUAAACCAAUUUCCUUCGCCAAUCAGUUAAGUGUAUUUGAGGUCAUGGGAGAACUGGUGAAAGGGACGGUGACGCCACUUUCCUCACUUUUUCCGGCAGAUGAAGCUCGCAAAGCGGUGCAGCGUGUGCAAGACACCAUCACGGAGCGGCAGAAAAUGAUGGACCAACUAAACGACUUUGUUGCUGACAACAAAAGCCUAAUCGAUCUUGUUCAGCGCCUUCCUGACAAACUCCAUCAUGAUGUCAUGGAAAGUUGAUUUAUUCUAUCUAUUUUUCCUAUAAACUUCGAAUAUACUAUGAAUGUGUGAAACAAGUUUUAUUUGUUUGUUUUUGGUAUUUUAGGUUCCAUUUGGGAAGGCUGCAUUUUUUCCUGGUAGAUUGAUUCAUACCAAUGAGUUUAUGGUUCUCCUAGGAGAGAGUUAUUAUGCAGACAGAUCAUCCAAACAAACUACUGAGGUUUUGACCAGGAGGGGUAAGGCUUUGGAGUCCCAAGUUCAAAGUCUAAAGGCUGAACUGCAGGACCUUGAGGCUGAAGUUGCUUUUUUUGAUGCUACCGCUUCUGAGUCAGUGGAGGGUCUUGUGGAGAUCAGAGAAGAGAUUGUUGAGGAAACUUCUUAUGAAAAGUCUGCAUCAGGGGGAUCUGGUAGUUCUUCCAUGGCAGAAAAUGAUACCCAAAAAAAUGAUGACGAAGAAUAUGCUCGCAUAUUAGCCCGGAUUGCUGAACUUGAGAAAGAAGAAGAAGAAGAAGCUGAAAAAGCCAGCGAAAAUAAUGAAGAUGAACGUGAACGCGUCUUAGAUAGAAGUAUUGUGCACCCUACCAUGGAUCAACAAAUUGGAAGUUCAGAGGUGCUUGGCUUAAGUAGCAUGACAAAAGCAGUGAGAUCUUCAGGAACAGAAAUAAAUGAAGCUAGAAUGACAACUUCAAGAAAUCAUGAUCAGUUGAAAGCUGAAGCUUCAAAUGUACAAGUUCUACCUAAAGAUGAGUGCUCACAUGGAGAAUGCCUGACAUUUUGUCAGCCACAUUCAACUGAGGUCAAACCAAAGGAGAAUACAGUUGUGUUGGAAAGCAAGGCAGUUGUAAACAAAACUCAACAACAGUUUGAUGGUGGCAAGGCAUUUACUGGCUCAAUCGUCGAACAUUCACCUAACUUUGAUAUGCAACCAAGAGAGCAGAUCGUUGGUCGCACCUCAAAACCAGUUUCUAGAUUCAAGAUGCAGAGGAAGUGACUGUGUAAGUUACAUUGGGCUAACUGAUAUUCUCCUUCCAUCCAAAAUUAGUUGUCCACGUUCUUGCUUUCGUUUGUCCGGAAUUAGUUGUCCGCUUUUCAUAUUCAAUAAUGUAAUUAUGAUUAAUUGUCAAAGAUAUCCUAGAGAUGGGGUGUUAGCAUUAUUGACAAGAAUGAUUGACAAAUUCAUUUGAAGGAUUAAUUUGAAAUUUUAAUAAAUUUCUUUCCUUUGAAAAUGAGAUUCAUUAGAAUGUGGACAAAAAAAAUCUUGACAUAUUCAUGUACAAGUAUAUAAUUAACCUCCAACAUGUGUCAGGACUCAGGAGAAUGAAUUUUGGACAAUCACCAGUUGUGGAACUUGAUGGUUUUGACGUUCAAAAUACACAAGCUGAAGACUAUCUAGUUGGAUAUUUUAGCCUAUACUCUGUAUAAAAAUAUGAUGUACUAUCUUUUUUGUAUUGGGUUCAAGCAAAUUUUGUUUCAGAUUAAGCUCAUCAUUAGUUCAUGUAAUUUUUUAUCAUUCAGGGAAAAUUUCAAUUCUAAUUUUCUAUGUGUAACAUAACUGGUAAAAAAUAUUUCUUUAAACAAAUUAGUCUCAACAAG